CUGCUCAGGGUUAAGAUUUGCUGAGUAUAGAUCGACCCACAUGAGGUUCAUCGAUCCUACAUAGAUAUAACCGCCCCACCUUCACUUGAAAACAAAACAAACGUCAAAAUGACCCCCGCCCCUCCAUACACCGAAACCGCCCACCCCCCGCCACCACCACCUCCUACCAAAUCGCACCGCUCGGGAUUAAUUUCCAUCCUCCUCAUCUGCAUCCUGUGCACGCAGAUCAUCUCCGCCGUGCUUCUCGGUCUCUGCCUCAGCUGUCUCGGCAGUAUCGAUAAAUUCAUCGCAAUCCGCCUCCCCAGACUCGUGACGCCGACUCCCACCCCGAGCGCGAUGGUGGUGCGGUUCGAGGAGGAUCAGCCGCCGCUGCCGGUCGAGGUGUAUGGGAUUCCGCUGGUGCAUGUUAAUGGUGUGGAUGAUGUCGUGAGGGUUACGACUGAAGUUGCGUCGGUGUCGGAGGAGGAGGAGAUUCAGGGGACGGGUUAGAUGGUUAUAGGGUUGGAAGGUUGGGAGUUAGGGUCUAGUGAGGGGCAUAAGAUAUUAAUUAGGCAUUUAGUUGGGAGUAAGAAGUACCUAAGCUUAUCCAGAGUUGAGUAUUAAGCUGUUUUGAACCCUUCAUUCAGGGCUUAUUCCUUUCCGCCCUUUUCUAGCACUGUGUCUUCGAUACAAAUCCCUCAAGGCGAACACAAUUUCCCG
Molecule: messenger RNA, 699 nt
Organism: Aspergillus steynii IBT 23096
Lineage: Eukaryota; Fungi; Ascomycota; Eurotiomycetes; Eurotiales; Aspergillaceae
Exons: 2
Coding region: 109-489 (126 amino acids)
Source: RefSeq, a predicted model, not a curated record